Messenger RNA from Geosmithia morbida, 1026 nucleotides. RefSeq lists its product as hypothetical. The transcript is spliced from 2 exons. The coding region runs from base 1 to 1026 and encodes 341 amino acids. The record is from RefSeq and is a predicted model, not a curated record. NCBI's taxonomy places the organism in Eukaryota, Fungi, Ascomycota, Sordariomycetes, Hypocreales, Bionectriaceae.
AUGUCUUCCCAUUCACUCACCCAGUUUGCAAGUGUCUUGAAAUAUACUCCAAACCCGUCAUCCGGGGAAACCACUUGCCCAUCAUCUCCAGGUGAAAACUUCAACUUCAGCUCAAAAUUCAUGAGCCUGGGCGCCCAUCUCGACCUCCUGAAAAGGGCGAAUGGCCAUAGUGACACCAAUUCUGCCGCCCUCAAUGCCCCAAUCUUUACUCAGCAAGCCCUCGAGGUCGCAUCCGGGCUUUCUCGCUCGGGAGAUGGCCCCAUCGACGAUCCCUUCAGCCAGUAUGGCCUUCUGGCUGGUGACAUGGAAGCUUAUGAACGUCACGGGAGCGACCCCCGUAUCUUUUACAACAUCGCCGUUCCAUCUAGUGUCUUCAUCUGCGGCAGCCAGGGAUCUGGGAAAAGCCACUCACUCAGCUGCAUCCUCGAGAAUGCUCUGCUGCCAUCUGUCGCCAAUGUUCUACCCGAUCCUCUCACUGGCAUUGUUUUUCACUACGAUGCUUUCAUUUCCGAUACGGGUGGUUCCCCCUGCGAGGCGGCAUUCAUCUCAUCUUCCGAAAACGUGUUUGUCAGGGUUCUCUGUGCUCCCACAAGCAUUGCACAGAUUCGGCGAAUUUAUUCGCCUCUUCCCAACGUGGUAAUCGAAGAACUUCGCAUUAAUGAAUCUGACCUCAACACGCGCAGGAUGCUUGAUCUCAUGGCCGUCAACCCUAACGGCGAGGGUCUCCCCCUUUACCUACACGUCAUCAUGCGUAUCCUCCGGGACCUCCGCAUUCACCAGCAGAAGACUGGAGCCACAUUCAACUACGGCGAGUUCAAGAGGAUGGUCGAUGCCGAGGCCCUCAAGGAGGGCCAGCUCGCACCACUUCAACAGCGCCUUGCGACCCUCGAGUCCUUUAUGAAUCAGAGACAUGCUUCAUCUUAUAAACUAUCCGAUAUAAAGGUCAACAAAGCCAUACCAAGCAAGAAGUCGAAGGCUGCUGGCAACAUUUGGAAGCCCAAGGCAAGUUAUAUUUCAUACAAAUAA